Molecule: messenger RNA, 1068 nt
Organism: Indicator indicator
Lineage: Eukaryota; Metazoa; Chordata; Aves; Piciformes; Indicatoridae
Gene: PLEK2
Product: pleckstrin 2
Exons: 9
Coding region: 1-1068 (355 amino acids)
Biological process (GO): actin cytoskeleton organization; intracellular signal transduction
Cellular component (GO): plasma membrane
Source: RefSeq, a predicted model, not a curated record
AUGCAGGAAGCAACUGGAGUCCUGAAGGAAGGCUUCCUCGUCAAACGGGGGCAUAUUGUUCGUAACUGGAAAGUGAGAUGGUUUGUUCUGCUUCAGGAUAAGCUGCUCUAUUACAAAAUUGAAGCAGGCAAGAAGGAGCCUUCUCCAAAGGGCAGGAUACUUUUGGAUGGCUGCACCAUUACUUGUCCAUGCCUGGAAUAUGAGAACAGACCGCUAGUCAUCAAGCUAAAGACAAAAACCAACACAGACUAUUUCCUUGAAUGUUGCUCCAGGGAGGAGCGAGACUCUUGGGCUUUGGACAUCACUGGAGCUAUUCAUGCUGGUCACCCAGUACAGGUUCAAGAGCUUCACAGAAAGAAGAACUCUUUCAAACUGCUUGAGAAUAUCAGUCUUCACCACAUAGUGGAGAGAAUGUGUGACAGCAGUACUGGAAUUAAGCUGACUCGCAACUUGGAGCAAGGCAGCAGAUACAAAGAGACCUUCACAGGUUCUGCACUCGUGGACUGGCUCAUCUCCAACAGCUUUGCUGUGUCACGAUUUGAGGCUGUCACCUUGGCAUCCAUGCUGAUGGAGGAGAACUUUAUCAAGCCCGUGGGAGCCCGCAGCACUGAGGCCACACGCUACAGUGACAUCUCUGAGCAGUUCCUCGAUGACUCCUCCGCACUGUACAUGUUUGCUGAGAGCAGUAAUAAAAAUACUGUUUCCAAGGAAGAGCUACAAUUUAACAUCUCUGAGCUAAGCGGCACAAUCGUGAAGCAAGGAUUCUUAGUGAAACAGGGGCACAAGAGGAAAAACUGGAAGGUGAGGAGAUUUGUUUUGAGAGCUGAUCCUGGUUUUUUGCACUACUAUGAUCCCACUAAGGAAGAAAACAGGCCGGUGGGUGGAUUUUCUCUUCGUGGCUGUCUGGUCUCAGCUCUGGAGGACAACGGAGUCCCAGCAGGAGUGAAGGGCAAUGUGCAAGGCAACCUCUUCAAAAUCAUUACCAAAAAGGACGUUCAUUAUUAUAUCCAGGCUAGCUCCAAGGCAGAGCGAACACAGUGGAUUGAGGCAAUCAAACCACUGACAUGA